CCUGCACAUGACUCAGAUAGUGCUGGGCAUCUUGACCUUCAUUCUGGCCGCUGUUCAGGGCGAGACUCAACACACCUACUGGAACUAUGCCAUGUUCACCUGGGCCUUCUGCUCCAUCAUGACCCUCAUCAUCACCGUCAUUGAGAUGUUCAAACUCCACCUCCUCCUCAAGUUUUGUCUGGACUGGGACGACUUCACCACGGGAAUGGCGAUGUCCUCCGCUCUCAUGACCGCGUCCGUCUUCGUCAUGUACGCCAACUUCUACAUCUGCAAAAAAUGUUUGUACUCGAUUGUGAUCGCCUUCCUCGCCCUACUUUGUGGCGUGGCCUACAUCUUAGAGGUCGUGAACGAUAAGUUCAUGGAUAAGAAGAAGGGGAGCUACCUGGCCGCCCUGCCUGGCUUCUGGAAGGUUCUGGAGGCUUUCGUGAGCUGCAUCAUUUUUAUCUCCCUCACGGGUUAUGACGGGAAACCGGCACUGAUCAUGUGCAUUGUGGCCUAUGUCAUUCCCUUCCCCAUCAUCCCUAUUAUCAUCAUCACCAACAUCUUCACAAAAAUUAAGAACUGUUUGCCAUUUAAUAUAGACAGGUUUGUGUUUAUAUUUCUGGUCAUCUCUGUGGUUCUCUAUACCUUUGCUGCCAUCAUCUGGCCCAUCUAUACAUUCAGAGGCAACCCUCGUCCCAGUGACUGUCCUGGAAGCUUCUGUAUCUGGUCCAUUCAGUUCAUGGUGGCAUUCAUGACAUACGUCAAUCUGAUCCUCUUUAUAAUGGACUUGGUGUUUACCCUGCUUGGGAUGUGUGGCUUCAAACGCUCAUAGCGGUAACUGAUCUCUGUAUCUGUUUUACUAUACUAUAUAAUCCAUAGCUUUUCAUUCAUUAUUUGUUGUUGCAUUGAAUAGUAAUUUAACAAAAGCUGCUUGUUUCACUCAUCUUUUUAUUAUUAUUAUUUUUUUAU
Molecule: messenger RNA, 951 nt
Organism: Salvelinus sp. IW2-2015
Lineage: Eukaryota; Metazoa; Chordata; Actinopteri; Salmoniformes; Salmonidae
Product: myeloid-associated differentiation marker-like protein 2
Cellular component (GO): membrane
Source: RefSeq, a predicted model, not a curated record